Mugil cephalus (flathead mullet) is the source of this 5400-nucleotide messenger RNA. It is a transcript of the gene rbp3, whose product is annotated as retinol binding protein 3. Gene Ontology annotation, biological process: proteolysis. The coding region runs from base 1 to 4797 and encodes 1598 amino acids. Gene Ontology annotation, molecular function: serine-type peptidase activity; retinol binding. Lineage: Eukaryota; Metazoa; Chordata; Actinopteri; Mugiliformes; Mugilidae. The transcript is spliced from 5 exons. The record is from RefSeq and is a predicted model, not a curated record.
AUGCCGCGACACGCAGCUCCACCGCUGCUACUGACGCUUCUCCUGUGUACUCUGCCCGUCAACUCUUCAUUCCAGCCAGCUCUUGUAUUAGAAAUGGCCAAGAUUCUCCUGGAGAACUACUGCUUCCCAGAGAACCUGGUUGGGAUGCAGGAGGCCAUCCAACAAGCCAUUAACAGCGGAGAAAUCCUGAAAAUUUCCGAUAGGAAGACCCUGGCAGCUGUACUCACAGUCGGAGUACAAGGAGCGCUUAAUGACCCGCGGUUGGCUGUGUCAUACGAGCCCAAUUUUGUCCCUGUGAUGACACCAAAGCUGCCAUCUCUUCCGAAAGAACAGCUGAUCCGGCUGGUCAGAAACUCUGCUAAGGUGGAUAUCCUGGAAAACAAUGUUGGAUACUUGCGGCUUGAUCGGGUCAUUGGGGAAGAGACAGCAGCGAAGCUUGGAUCUCUGCUGCGGGACAUCAUCUGGGACAAGGUUGUUCACACAUCCUCACUAAUUUUUGACCUGAGGUACAGCACAGCUGGAGAGCUGUCAGGAAUUCCUUUCAUAGUGUCUUAUUUCUCCGACCCCGACCCCGCCAUUCAUAUUGAAACUGUGUAUGACAGGCCCUCAAAUUCAACCAGCGAGCUGUGGACCAUGCCAUCAAUAAUGGGGGAAAGGUAUGGCAAGAAGAAAGAUGUGAUUAUUUUGACGAGUAAACGCACUAAGGGGGCUGCUGAGGCAGUGGCAUACACACUGAAAAACCUCAAGAGGGCCAUCACCGUUGGGGAAAGGUCCGCUGGUGGCUCAGUAAAAGUCCAAAAGAUCAGGAUCCCUCAGUCAGACUUUUAUUUGACCGUCCCUGUGGCAAGAUCCGUCAGUCCAGUCACAGGACAGAGCUGGGAAGUGACUGGCGUUUCCCCAACAGUCAACGUCAUUGCCAAGGAAGCGGUUUCAAAGGCUAAGUUGCUUCUGGUCACAAGGAACACCAUUCCAAAAGCUGUGCAAAGCACCUCCGACAUAAUCACAAGGUUUUAUGCGUUCACUGAUAGAGUUCCAGCCCUUCUUCAACAUUUGCAGUCUAUAGAUUUAUUCUCUGUUGUAUCUGAAGAAGACCUAGCAGUCAAACUCAACCAGGAUCUACAGACUGUGUCCGAAGACCCACGACUGAUCAUUAGAUACAUGGAAGACACUGCUGCAACCGAAGAGGAGGACACUGAGCUUUAUAAAGUCCCAGAUGAUCCUGGAUUAUUAAGAGCAUACAUCGAUACAGUGUUCAAAGUAAAAAUCCUGCCUGGCAAUACUGGUUAUCUGCGUUUUGACAACUUUGUAGAGACAGCUGCAUUGUCUAAACUAGAAGAACUCGUGGCUAAAUAUGUAUGGGAACCCCUCAAAGACACUGAUAACCUGAUUAUUGAUCUACGCUACAACACCGGUGGAUCUUCUACCUCUCUAGCCCUUAUACUGUCUUACCUCCAGGACUCCUCGCUGGAGCAUCACUUUUUCACAAUAUAUGACCGAAUGCAGAACAUAACAACAGAAUAUGACUCUCUGCCCGUAAUUACAGGUCCAAUAUACAGCUCUAAGCGUGGGGUUUAUGUGUUAACCAGCUACUACACAGCAAGCGUCGGUGAAGAGUUUGCCUACCUGGUACAGUCCUUACACUGUGGCACAGUUGUUGGGGAAAUAACAUCUGGUAUGCUGAUGCAUUCAAAGACCUUUCAGAUUGAAGGAACCAAUAUUGCCAUCACUGUCCCUUUCAUAAACUUUAUAGAUAACAAUGGGGAGUGCUGGCUGGGAGGUGGAGUGGUCCCUGAUGCCAUUGUGCUAGCUGAGGAAGCUGUGGACCAUGUUCAUGAGAUUGCACAUUUUCACGGAGGACUGCAGUCACUCAUAAAAGAGACUGGAGAACUGUUAGAAAAACACUACGCAAUUCAUGACGUGGCAUUACAGGUUGGCGAGGCGUUAUUAACUAAAUGGUCUGAUGGACUGUACCGUUCAGUGGUCGACUUUGAAUCGCUGGCAUCCCAGUUGACAGCAGAUCUUCAAGAGACCUCAAGUGAUGACCGCCUCCAUGUCUUCCACUGCGACGUUGAGCCUGAAUCGCUUCAUGAAGUUCCAAAGAUACCUACAGCAGAAGAAGUGGGAUAUAUAAUUGAUACUCUGUUUAAAAUUGAGCUUUUGCCAGGUAACAUUGGCUACCUAAGGUUUGACAUGAUGGCAGACAUAGAAGUGGUAAAAGCGAUUGGGCCCCAGCUCAUACAGUUAGUGUGGAGAAAAAUUGUAAACACUGAUGCCCUUAUAAUUGAUAUGAGGUACAACACCGGUGGUUAUUCAACAGCUGUCCCCCUCUUGUGUACCUAUUUCUUUGACGCUGAACCUUUGCGGCACCUUUACUCUGUUUUCGACCGCACAACAACCACGAUGACCGAAGUCAUGACGUUGCCUCAUGUCAGGGGCCAAAGGUAUGGAUCCUCCAAGGACAUCUUCAUCCUCACGAGUCAUAUGACCGGGUCAGCAGCCGAAGUGUUCGCUCGCACCAUGAAGGACCUUAAUCGGGCCACAAUUAUUGGGGAGCCAACAAUCGGGGGGUCUUUAUCAAGUGGAGCCUACCAGAUUGGGGACAGCAUCCUGUACGCUUCCAUCCCUAACCAGGUUGUUUUGAGUGCCGUCACUGGCAAACCAUGGAGCUUCUCAGGGGUCGAGCCUCAUGUCAUUGCUCAGGCAAAUGAUGCACUUGCUGUUGCGCAGAGAAUCAUAACAUCAAGGUUGCCGAAGAGGGUCAAAGGUACUCAGGAUAAUACGAUUAAAGGUUUAUUGUGGAGAAAAUCCUCUUAUGUGUGCACUAACAGAAACCUUGCAGCCAAAACAGUGCCAUUUGACAAGGAGCCUGUUUGGAGAAGGAGGUUCUGCUCAACAGCCUCCUCUUCUCAUUUAUUCUGGUUUCGUCUGACUAAAUCAGCAAAAAUGGCAAAGUCUCUCUUUCUGGUGGCUUCUCUGCUAGUUUUAGGAAAUGUUUUCUUUAUCCAGGCCUCGUUUCCCCCGACUCUUAUUGUAGAUUUGGCAAAAAUUGUCAUGAACAAUUACUGCUCACCUGAGAAGCUGGUGGGGAUGAAGGAGGCCAUUGAAGCAGCCGGCAGCAACACAGAGGUCCUCAACAUCCCAGAUGAGGAAUCCUUGGCUAAUGUCCUCACCUCUGGAGUCCAGACUACAGUCAGUGACCCGCGCCUGGCGGUCUCCUAUGAGCCGAACUAUGUACCUGUGGUUCCCCCAAAGAUGCCUCCCCUGCCCCCAGAGCAGCUCAUUGCCGUCCUACAGACUUCCAUCAAGCUGGACAUCCUGGAGGGCAACAUCGGCUACCUGAGGAUUGACCACAUUCUUGGGGAGGAGGUUGCUGAAAAGCUUGGGCCUAUGCUCAUAGACCUUGUCUGGAAUAAAAUCCUCCCCACUUCAGCUCUGAUUUUUGACUUGCGCUACACUAGCAGUGGAGACAUCUCAGGAAUCUCCUACAUUGUGUCUUAUUUCACUGAAGCCGAGCCUCCAAUUCACAUCGACAGCAUUUAUGACCGCCCCUCAAACACCACCACCGAGCUGAUUUCUAUGUCAACACUGCUGGGUCAGAGGUACGGCACAGUCAAACCACUUAUCAUCCUCACCAGCAAAAACACCAAUGGCAUUGCCGAAGACGUUGCAUACUGUCUUCAGAACCUGAAGAGGGCCACCGUUGUGGGUGAGAAGACAGCCGGGGGUUCAGUCAAAGUUGACAAACUCAAAGUGGGUGACACUGACUUCUACGUUACCGUGCCAACUGCAAAGUCGAUCAACCCCAUCACCGGCUCCACCUGGGAAGUCACGGGUGUGACGCCGGAUGUGGAGGUCAAUGCAGAGGACGCCCUCGCUACUGCCAUCAAAAUCGUCAACCUCCGUGUUCAAGUUCCCACCAUAAUUGAUGGAGCAGCAACCCUGAUUGCCGAGAACUAUGCCUUUGAAAACAUUGGUGCAGAUGUGGCAACAAAGCUGAAAGAACUCGUGGAAAAUGGCGAGUACAGCAUGGUUGUGUCCAAGGACAGUUUGGAGACAAAGCUGUCGGCCGACUUGAAGACCCUGUCUGGGGACAAGAGCCUGAAGACAACCAGCAACGCUCCAGCCCUACCAGCAAUCGAAUAUACCCCAGAGAUGUACAUUGCACUGAUCCAAGUCUCCUUCCACACGGACGUGUUUGAGAACAACAUUGGCUACCUGCGUUUUGACAUGUUUGGAGACUUUGAGGAGGUGAAACCCAUCGCCCAGAUUAUUGUCGAGCACGUCUGGAACAAAGUUGUCAACACUGACGCUAUGAUUAUGGACCUCAGGAACAACCUUGGAGGCCCAACCACAGCCAUCGCAGGCUUCUGCUCUUACUUCUUCGAUGACGACAAGCAGAUUGUGCUGGACAAGCUGUACGACAGACCAUCUGGAACCACCACAGAGCUCCGAACACUGACUGAGCUCACUGGCAAAAGGUACGGCUCCAAGAAAAGCCUCAUCAUCCUGACCAGCGGAUCCACUUCUGGUGCUGCAGAGGAGUUUGUUUAUAUCAUGAAGAAGCUUGGCCGUGCCAUGAUUGUUGGAGAGACCACCGCCGGUGGUUCCCACCCACCCAAGACCUUCCAGGUUGCUGAGACCGACGUCUUCCUCAGCAUCCCCACCGUCCACUCCGACACGACUGCUGGGCCCGCCUGGGAGGGAGCUGGCAUCGCACCACACAUUCCAGUCCCAGCUGACGCUGCCCUGGAGGCCGCCAAGGGCAUCUUCAACAAGCACAUUGCAGGACAAAAGUAAAGCAUGUCCUGAAAAAAUAAAUCGAAGGGGAGGGGGGGUUCAGCAUUCACUUUUGAUUUGGCAGCCAAAGGGUUUCAAAGUCUAAAAUCUAGGCUUGCUUAAGGAGUGAACAGCGUAGGUUAGGUACAAAGUGUAAUCGGUUAAUCGUUCUCUCGAUACCUAAGCCUUCUUAGUUUGUUUCUAAUGUAGAGCAAAGGUUCUACAGCAGAUUGUGUAGUUUUUUUUUCUGCGUUACUCUGAUUGUCGAAGGUUUUGAGAAUGUGUGGCGCUGGAAAGUCGACGAGGUCCUUUUGUGAAGGGAGCGCGAUCAAGUCUGCGUCAAACGUUAGUCGCAACAACAGAACGACAAGUCACGUGCAUAAGAGCAGAAAACAGAUUAAGCAAACAGACAAAUAUGCUCUCAAACGGAGUCUGCUUUUCAUUUGUUAUGCUGCAUAUUCAGAAUCAGGACCUCUAUAAAGCAUUGGUAGGAACAUCGACAUGUGAUGUCCUCAUUGGUGAUGAAACAGGCCGUAUGUCCACGAUGCAGUGAACUUUGUGGACCUGUACUUGAGUUGUAUCAAUUCCAAUGUUGAGACAAAUAAAAAAAACAACUGAAAUACA